Messenger RNA from Tympanuchus pallidicinctus (lesser prairie-chicken), 3458 nucleotides. RefSeq names its product cytochrome P450 27C1. Gene Ontology annotation, molecular function: iron ion binding; oxidoreductase activity, acting on paired donors, with incorporation or reduction of molecular oxygen; heme binding. Gene Ontology annotation, biological process: cholesterol metabolic process; cortisol metabolic process; cellular response to peptide hormone stimulus. The record is from RefSeq and is a predicted model, not a curated record. Gene Ontology annotation, cellular component: mitochondrial inner membrane. The transcript has 10 exons. Bases 1762 to 3171 code for a protein of 469 amino acids. NCBI's taxonomy places the organism in Eukaryota, Metazoa, Chordata, Aves, Galliformes, Phasianidae.
AGAACAUGAAAAUCAAUUUUUAAUGCUGGUGAGCUACUGCAUAAAAUUAAAAACAAAAUUCACUUCCCAGUUUCUAGUACUGAUCUUAAUUUAUUUUAAAAAUUCUGUUGUAACCUUUAAUAUGUAUGGCUAUGGAGUUAUACCAGUGUUCCUGGCAAAGUGAAUUCAUGCUGUUUUCAUUUUAUUUGUUGGCAUUCAAUCUGGGGACAUCAUCAGUUAUUCAAUAGCUUUAAAUAUUUUAGAUAUUGUUCUUAGAAUAUUGCCAAUGCAAUCUAGGUGAUUUAGUUUGGAGAGUCCUUUCCAUUCUGUAGGGCUACUGUCCAUCUUCCUGUUCUUUUUAACUCCUCCUACAGCUCUCUUAGUGCAUCUACUAUUUGCUUUAAGAGGUAUUCCCUGUUUUUAUAAUUUUGUUUUUUUUUUUCUUCUCCACUGUUCGUAAGCAAGACACAGAUUUACCUUUCAAUAGUACAAGUCAGAACAAGUUUAUCAUCACAUCUACCUGAUUUUAUUUUUUAUUUUUCCCCAGAACCAUUUAUUUUAUAAGUAAUUGUCUCCCAAACCAUCUUUAGGCAAACGUUAAAGAAAUAACAUAGCUACAGCAGGCAUAAACGUAGACAGUAAAGGGAAACUACAAAGGUAAUCUAGAAUGUGAUACACCCAGACUGUGCCCAACAGAUGCUUAUUAAAUCUGCUCUUACGAAGUUAGUGAGAGCAACUGCAUAACCUCAUGAGGUAGCUUGGCAGUCUGAAAUGUGAGAGAACCCAGAGAUAUGAGGUAGCAAGGCUAUCUGAAAAUCUAUCCAAGACAUUGAAACAAUAGACAUAAGCCUAUUGUUUCUUUUCUUCUGAUACGCAUUUUAACAGAAGAUGUACACAUCUGUAUGCUGUUGUCAUGCUUCUGGCAGUCAUCUUUACCAAAUGAUGCAACUCCAUCGCCUCUAUUUAUCAUUUUUAAAAGCUUCUAAUUUGUUAUGUUGCUUUUCUCUGGACUUUUUAAACAUAAUGAAGUCUAUUUUAAAGGUGCUAAUUUAGCUUAAACAAGUGCAUACUUUAUAGAUUGCUGUUUAUCCUGUGCAUUUUAUUUCUGGAACAUAUAAUGCUGUGCUUACAAAGGGUGAUGUCUAACAGGACACAGACUUUAUUCUCAGUGGUAAAAUCAAGCAUGUACACAAAUCUUAAUUGUUUUGUGACCCCAAAUACAAAUGUACAAAAACAGAGAAUAUAAGGAAAAACAAAGACGAAUAACUUAGAAGCUCACUGAACAUAGUCAUGACUAAAUUGCUGGUAAAGUAAGUUCUAGAAACGUGGAUCUUGCCUUUUACUUUCCUCUGUCUUCUGGUUUUACCAGAGCUUCUGAUCUACUUGUAACUGAGCUGGAUCUCUUGCACACCUUUUCUGAAGCUAAUGAGGUUUUUACAGAAUAUCACAAAUACUUCCAUGAGCAUAUAGAAAUGGGUAUGAAGGUAGAACAAAGGCCUUUGAAAUUGUGUGAAACAAGCUGAUCUACAGGCUGCAGCUCAAGUUCUCUGUGUGAUUGCAGACCUGUGCAGCUGAAUUGAGGAAAAGCUGAGGUGACCAUUGCGAGUAGUUGGAAAGCACUGGAUAUCUUCUACAAAAGUUGACACAAGGUUUCACCAGGCGCCCGUGCCGUGGGGCAGUCAGUCCCUGGAGGUGCGGAGCGGCGCGGGGAACAAAGCGGCGCGGCCGGGGGAGCUGCUGGAGCCCUCGCCGCAGCUGGGCAGGGUGAAGAGUUUGCACGAAAUGCCCGGACCCAACACCCUCUACAAUCUCUACGAGUUCUUCUGGAAGGACGGCUUCGGCCGCAUUCAUGAGAUCCAGCAAAAACACACUCAGGAAUAUGGAAAGAUCUUCAAGUCUCACUUUGGUCCCCAGUUUGUUGUAUCCAUUGCAGAUCGAGAUAUGGUUGCUCAAGUGCUCCGGUCAGAAGGUAGAGCACCACAGAGAGCUAACAUGGAAUCGUGGCAGGAAUACAGAGACUUAAGAGGAAGAGCUACAGGACUAAUUUCAGCAGAGGGGGAACAGUGGCUAAAAAUGAGAAGUGUACUGAGGCAAAAAAUUCUGAAACCCAAAGAUGUGGCAAUUUACUCUGGAGGAGUCAAUGAAGUUAUCACAGAUUUAAUUAAAAGAAUCUACACCCUCAGAAGUCAAGAGGAAGAUGGGGAAACGGUGACCAAUGUUAAUAAUCUUUUCUUCAAGUACUCAAUGGAAGGUGUGGCUACUAUUCUGUAUGAAUGCAGGUUGGGCUGCCUGGAAAACAACGUCCCACAACAGACCGUUGAAUAUAUCGAGGCUCUGGAGUUGAUGUUCAGUAUGUUUAAGACCACAAUGUAUGCAGGUGCCAUUCCCAGGUGGCUUCGUCCAUUUAUUCCAAAACCCUGGAGAGAGUUCUGCAGAUCCUGGGAUGGACUCUUCAAAUUUAGUCAAAUUCAUGUUGACAACAAACUGAAGUCUAUUCAGUCUCAACUGGAUCAAGGAGAAGAAGUGAAUGGUGGGCUACUUACGUACCUCCUUGUGAGUAAGGAGCUUACUUUGGAGGAGAUCUAUGCCAAUAUGACUGAAAUGCUUCUGGCAGGAGUGGACACAACUUCUUUUACUUUGUCCUGGGCAAUAUAUAUGUUGGCAAAGCACCCUGAGGUUCAACAACGUGUUUAUGAGGAAAUCAUCGAUAAGCUGGGGAAAGACCAAGCUCCUGUUGCUUGUGAUGUUCCCAAAUUGCCUUUGAUUAGAGCUGUGCUGAAGGAGACUCUGAGGUUAUAUCCUGUAUUGCCAGGAAAUGGAAGAGUGACCCAGAAAGACUUGAUUGUUGGAGGAUACUUAAUACCUAAAGGGACGCAGCUGGCACUCUGUCAUUAUACUACUUCAUACAGUGAAGAGAAUUUUCCAAUGGCCAAUGAGUUCCGGCCCGAGCGCUGGCUGCGGAAAGAUAAUUUGGACAGGGUUGACAAUUUUGGUUCCAUCCCCUUUGGUUAUGGCAUUCGAAGUUGUAUUGGAAAAAGAGUUGCGGAACUGGAAAUUCAUCUUGCACUGAUUCAGUUGCUUCAGAAUUUUGAGAUUAAAAUUUCUCCCAAAACUGAACCAGUUCAGGCCAAAACCCACGGACUUCUGACUCCUGGAGGCUCCAUCAAUGUGAGAUUUUCUGACAGAAAGUGAGACUGAGAUAUUUUGGAAAUACUUGUGUGACUUUCAGGGGAACAGGCUUGCAUCUAAUGGACAUUUGAUCGUAACAUGCUUUCUGGUUUGUAGUUUCUUUACAAUAUGACCAAGUAUUAUGUUCUGCCUUAUACCUAGCAGCACAUAACAAAAGUUACCUCUCUUGUAAUUGAAAAUUACACGUUUGAAAAUACAUGCUAAACAGUUCCUUCUUGCACUGGCAUUCUCCUACUUGUAUUUCAAAUUGUAGCAGCACGUGCAUUGGAGAAAAAAAAAAAAAAGUAAAA